Uranotaenia lowii is the source of this 12543-nucleotide messenger RNA. Its product is annotated as mucin-2. The record is from RefSeq and is a predicted model, not a curated record. The transcript has 9 exons. Gene Ontology annotation, molecular function: protein binding. Lineage: Eukaryota; Metazoa; Arthropoda; Insecta; Diptera; Culicidae. The coding region runs from base 194 to 12301 and encodes 4035 amino acids.
CAAGCUGUUAAGAAGUUUUUUGCGAAAUUUGUGAAUUUUUAAGUUAUGUGAUAAAUAUGUAAGCAUUUUUUUUUAAAGUGGCUCCUUUAAUAGUUAUCCGCAAAAGCGUGUACACUUUGGGAUUAUAAAAAACAUUUGAAAGUAGCAGGCGUUGCCGAAUAUUUUUUCAACAGUCAACAGAACAGUGUCAAAGAUGGCCCUUUUAAACGGUGCUAAGUUAUUUUUGCUUGGUAAACAUGAAACAGUUAAACGAGAGAUCCCGAUUCGGUCCAAUCAUAUUAAAUUCGGAUCACAUCCUUUAAAUACGGUUCGUUUAAAAAGUGAAGCUCUAGAACGUUUGCAUUGCAAAAUAUUCGUGCGUAACCAAAAGGUGUUUGUUGCGAACUAUUCGACACAAAAUCCAAUAGCAGUCGAUGGACAGUUCGUCGUGAAGAAAAAAAUUCUUCCUGAUGGAUCCAUCCUCGAUAUAUGCGGAACAAGAUUCCGCUGGCAGUUCGAUGAAUCCAAAUUGGUUACCAAAGUACAGAAGAGUGCAAAACCUUCAGAGCAAACUCCUACCAAUUCAAGGCAAACGAAAAGACGACGCACAACAAUAUUACGCAAAAAACAAACAUAUUCCAAUGAUGAAAAAACCAAUCUCAAGACGAGUGGCAUCGGAACGCGAAACUCCGAUAAAAAACUCAUUCCUGCAAAACGACAGCAAAAGUCUACAACCUACACUUUACCGAAGAGCAAUCGGCAGCUGAUGAAAAACAUCCGGAAACGUUUCACCGUGCACAGCAUCGCAAUCGAUAAUGAAAUGGAUGCAACAAUCAAUGAAGAAGUCGAAGAUACGAAAUAUGCCGUUUCGGACACUCCUGAAAAACCUUCAACAAAAUCAGCUUCUAAAUCAAACACUCCGUUUUUCACUCCAGAUUUGAACAAAGAAAAUAUGUAUAAUACUCCGAAUCGAGAUACUACCAAAACACCAUCGCUUCAGCUGGAAAAUUCGGCAAUGAUGAUUCUCUCUUACACGCCAUCAAUAUCAUCACGAUCGAAAGCCAACAUUCCUAAAACGCCAUUAUCAUCGGCAAAACCAACAAAUCGCUCUGGAUAUCUAACGCCUAAAAUUGAAAAUAUCUCCGUUUGCGAUGGAGGUUCACAGAAAUUACAAACUUACACUAAAGCUGUCAAUUCGAUGUAUCUCAUUGAUUUAACCACACCUACGUCUGGCAACAGCAGUUUUGUUUGCAGUCCUAUUAUCGAAAAAUCCACGUUGCCCGAAUCUCCGAUAAAGACUCCUCGAUGCAUUGAUUUAACCACACCGAGUCCAAAAAAACUGAGAACUUCAACAAUAGGAGCUAAAUCAGCUCAAAAAUGUCUUUUGAAAUCGGCGCUGAAAAAUGCUAGCCGUACACCCAUAAACAGCUCACGUUUCAAGAAUUCACCCGGAACUACAAACGUUGGUACACCGAAAACCGUGACCAAAUUGAGAAAAUUAGAUUCGCCUCAGAAUAUCCCUGUUCAAAGUGCUGGAAAUAAAACACCGACCAGAACCAUUGAAUCUCCUACAGCCAAAUCUAUCGUUACACCUAAUAAAUCUUCCAUUUCGAAUCCAGAAAUAAACGACAAAGUCUCAGAGCAACCUGAAACUCCGGUUAUGACAACUGAUGAAUUGUUUGAUACUUUGGUGGGCAGGAACACCAUCAGAAAAACAUAUGGUCGGACUUCAGUUUCUCCUAAAAAAAUACCUAUUCCUCUGCAUGUAUCCCCAGAGGGUAACAAUGAACUUCCGAAGACAGAUGUUGACUUAUGGGUAGAAUCAGUAGUAAAAGCAGUGACCAGUCCUGAACCAUUGGAUAUGGACACUAUCAUGAACACACCGAACCCUACCAAGCAGGUUCGGUCGUCUCAAUACUCGGACAUCACACCCAACGAUUCCAUUUCGGAAGAGACAGAUGCUGUAACAGAGGCCACAACAGCAGAUCAGAGUGAUGAUGUGAUAGAUGAUGAACUAGCUAACGUAAACGACCAACCCAUCCUUCCUAAUAUUAAUAGAAGAAGUAAUACUCCGAUAACAAGAAAGAUUGUGCGAACCUUGGGAAAUAAGCGUCAAACGAUAGGAAAUUUUUUCACUAACAUUUUUGGCAAACUAACAGUCAGCCCUGUCACCCGUGUUAGCAUUAUUGAUAAUGAAUCUUUUGACAAUACGAUUGACGUUGAAUCGGAAGACAUUGAAAGUCACAAGUAUGAAACAGGUUCCGAAGGUUCGGAUGACAUUUUUCUGGACUCAGAAAGUAGUCAUCAGCAAGAGAAUUUACAGCUUCCAACUGCUACGCCAAUAGCAGAAGCAGUAGUCACUAGUCCCAAGCUACGAGUCUCGUUGCGUGACACUAGGAAACUACUAGGAAACGCACUGACUUCAUUGAACACCUCACGACCUUUGCUUGAUAAUACAGCAGAUAUCGACGAGAGUUUACUUUUGAAUGAAACCAAUGGCAGUUGUGUCGCCGAUCCAAUAGAUGAUGAUAUAUUAGAAGAACAUUAUGAUCUAACGGAUCUAAGCAAUAAACCAGAAGUAGUAGAUGUACAACCGAUUGUUCGGAAAGAAAGCGGAACAAAGAGUACUACAAGCCGCCGAACGAUUACAGAAGAAAAGAUGGUGGAUAAUCUUGAUUCCGGAAUCAAUAGGACUAGUGUUUCAUUAGCAGAUCUUAGCAAAAGACAACUGAAAUCACAUGUAUAUGUUGAAAACAGUCCGCUUGCAAUACCUAUAGAAAGUACUCCGUCCAAAAAGAACAGUGAUAGUCCAAAAAAAAUUCGUGAAUCUUUUUCAACUCCCAGGCGAAGUGUACGGAAAUCAAAUACAUCAAACAAUGCGCAUUUGAUUAAAACAAAAGGCGAAGCAGUAUCUUUGUGUACUGAUGAUAUAAAUGAUGCGCUUGGUACAUCAGACAACUCGUUAAAAUCCUGUGAUUAUGCAGAUAUAGCGACCCCCGAUGUAACUUUGGAUAACGAAAUAAACGAAGAUAAAUCGAAUUCUAUUGGAUCUUUGCGCCAACCUGACAGCAGUAUUUCAUCAACAUUGAUGAAAAAGCAAGAGUAUCCGGAAAAAGAACCACGUACAGAAAUUUCAACUGAGAGUAUUCCCAACGAGCUAAACUUCAGCAAACUGGAGCAAAACACAACGGUUGAAGAAUCGAUGCUUUUGAACAUUUUCGAUAUAUCAAAAAAAGAACGAUACUCCCAAGGCCGAUCGCGCAGGUCUAUAUCAUUAGUACCUAGCAGUACCCCGGUAGCAUCCAAACAAACACCGAAAUCUAUCGAAAUAACAAGUUCGAACCAUGGUAAUACAACGAAAGAAAGCAUCAACGAUGAAUUGAACGUCUCUAACAGCCAUCUGAAAGAUAAAACUAAAACACCAGGCAUCACCAGUCAUAACUCAACUUCUGGUAAUGAAUCUAUUCAAGCGGAUAAUAAUAGCCAACAAAGCAUUCCCGCUGCUUCGCUUGACAUAAGUAUAAAAAUUCCGUUGAAAACACCCUCUAGAAAGAAAGGAUUACUAGCGAGAGCUGUCGUCAAUGCCGCAAAUCUCUAUCUAGAACAAUCGGCGGUCGAUAUUUCAAAUGCAUGCCAUAAAACUCCAGUUUCUUCUAAAAAACAGCAAACAGUAGAAGAAUUAACGAACGAUAGCACUUUGGAUUCCACAACUGGCAUAAAAGACCUCCUCAGUACUCCUACAGACUCGCCUAAGCGAACAAGAGGAUCAAUAUCGCGCACUUCGGGAUCGAUAAACGACCAGAAAUCUAUUAAACUAGAGUUUACUAGAGACAGCACUAUUGGUUCUACAACUGGCAUGAUGGAACUGCUAAGAACUCCUACAGACUCGCCCAAGCGAACAAGAGGCUCAAUAGCGGGCACUGUAGAAUCGAUAACUGAUCAAAAAUCGAUAGAAGAGGAAAAUUCUAGUAACAGUACUAUGAACUCUACAACUUGCAUAAAAGAGCUUCUCAACACUCCUACAGAUGUUCCUAAGCAUAUAAGAGGAUCAAUAAUGCGCACUUUAGGAUUGACAAACGAUCAGGAAUCUGUUAAUUUAGAGUUCCCUAGUAACAGCACUAUGAAUUCUACAACUGGUAUGAGAGAACUUCUGAAAACUCCUACAGACUCGUUCAAGCGAACCAGAGACUCCAUAGCGAGCACGGUAGAAUCGAUAGCUGAUGAAGAAUCGGUAGAAGAGGAAAUUUUUAGUGACAGAACUAUGAAUUCUACAACAACUACAGAUGUUCAUAAGCAUACAAGAGGAUCAAUAUCGCGCACUUUAGGAUUAACAAACGAUCAGGAAUCUGUUAAAUUAGAGUUCCCUAGUGACAGCACUAUGAAUUCUACAACUGGCUUGAGAGAACUUCUGAGAACUCCUACAGACCCGUUCAAGCGAACCAGAGACUCCAUAGCGAGCACGGUAGAAUCGAUAGCUGUUGAAGAAUCGGUAGAAGAGGAAAUUUUUAGUGACAGAACUAUGAAUUCUACAACUGGCUUAAAAGAGCUUCUCAACACUCCUACAGAUGUUUAUAAGCAUACAAGAGGAUCAAUAUCGCGCACUUUAGGAUUGACAAACGAUCAGGAAUCUGUUACAUUAGAGUUCCCUAGUGACAGAACUAUGAAUUCUACAACUGGCAUGAGAGAACUUAUGAGAACUCCUACAGACUCGUUCAAGCGAACAAGAGCAUCAAUUUUGCGCGCUUCAGGAUCGAUAAACGUUCGGGAACCGGUUAAAGUGGAAUUUUCUAGUGAUAGCUCUAUGAAUUCUACAACUGGCAUGAGAGAGCUUCUCAGAACUCCUACAGACUCGCCCAAGCGAACAAGAGGAUCAAUACCGUGUACUGUAGAAUCGAUAACUGAUCAGGAACUGGUUGAAGUAGAAUCUGCUAGUGACAGAACUAUGAAUUCUACAACUGGUAUGAGAGCGGUUCUUGAAACUCAAAGAGACUCUCCCAAGCGAUCAAUAUCGCGCACCGUAAUUCUCAUGACUGAUCAAGAAUCGAUUAGAGAAGAAUUGUCAAGUAAUAUUAUUAUAAAUUCUUCAACUGGCGGCAUUGAAAACCUUAGAAGCCCUGCAGACUCGCACAAGCAAGCAAAGGUAUUGCGCACUACAGCAUCGAUGAAUCAGGAACCGGCUGAAGAACUGUUCAGUAAUAAAACUAUGAAUUCUACAGCUGGCUUGAAACAGAGUCUUGAAACUCCUAGCAGCUCUUCCAAGCAAACAAGAGGAUCAAUAUCGCGCAGUAUGAAACUGACUAAUCAUCAAGAACUGGUUGAAGUAAAAUUGUCUACUAAUAAUACUAUUAAUUCCACAACUGAUAUUGACCAGCUUCUUACAACACUUAAUAGCAGCUCACAUAAACGUAGAUCAAUAUCGGUGGGGCCGAUAAAAGGCAGUAAUAUUAUCUCUACAAUUGAGCGAAAAAAGCUUCCUAGAGAUUAUAUUGAAUCGCCCGAGCAAUCAGAAGGCUCAAAAAUUCGCACUUUUACGGCAGACAUACAUGAACAAAGCACAGGAGUUGUAGAAGAAUGGGGAAAAACUGGAAGUUCGAAUAUUUUCCCUGAAUUUGAUCUUCAUAAUUUGGAAUCUAAUUCAUUGAAUAUGAACAGUACUAUGAAGGACGAUAUGUCAUCCCGCAGUUUAAGGAGUCAUCGAACUGCAUUGAAUGAUUCUGACGUCAGCGUUAUCGAAACUUUAAACGUCUCUGAUAGAAGCACCAAUAUGUCAGUUGCGGAAAAUAUGAAUUCAUCAGCGAAACUUCAGUCGAUAUCGCAGGCUAGUUAUAAAAAUGUACUUCAGUCGGCAACAACACCUGUGAACAGCAUGGAGACCGCCUUGGAAGAUUCUAAGAUUCCUUGUGACAAGGCGCCUGAAAAUAAAUCCUUUGUUACGCCGAUUGAAGAUGCAAUAGGAAUAAAGCAAGACAACGUUGGUCGGAUAUCUGGAGGAAUCGAAUGCAGCCCAAGAAAUCUAAGCUCCAUAAGAACAAGAACAUCCGUUGAUUGUAAAUCUCCCGUGAUGGUUACAGGUGAUCAGGAUGAUCAGGAACCGAUAACUGAGCAGUUAUCGAACACGCAAAUUAGCAGCACUAGCACAACAGAGAAAAAUAAUUCUGAACUUCAGGACUUAUCAAGCAUAAAAAUUCAAGAAAUGAUGAAUGAGCCUACCAAAAACACGAGCACUCGAAGCCAUGUUAUUGAUUCAUCAACUGUUAGUGAAUCUUUUGACACAAGUGAAAAAGAAGCUGUUAUUUUAUCUUCAAGGUUAAGCGGAGCUGAAGGAUUAUAUUUACAACAAACCAAUGAAACAGUUCUAAGUCCUGAUAAUACUUCGAAAUCGAAUCGAGAAUCAAUUGAAAAGCAGAUUCUUCCACAGAAUGGGCCUAUAAAAUCUGGAAAUAAAACAGUAUCGGAUUUCAGAAAAACAAGACUAUUUCAAACACCUGACCAGAAGCUUUCGAGGUCUAUUUUUACUCGUAGAUCGGCUCUGACAACGCCUGUUACCCCCAUUUCUCAGAUGGUGAAUGAAACAAUUGGCACGUCGCAUCUUUUUAAAACACCUGCUGGUUAUAUGACUAAAUCUAAUGUUACGCCCGAUACAACGGCCUCUGAAUCAUUCGUAAUAUUGGAAAACUGUCAAACCAAAACGCCAAAAAAUCAAACUCCAGAUACCAAAACGCCUAAACGUAUUACACGUCUAAGUCGAUCAGUGGCCAACAUUUCAUGUAUUAUCAACACUUCUGUGCAGGCUUCUCCACAUAAAUCUAUGGUUUCAACAACCCCUUCUAGAGAUGAAGAGUCUAUCAUUGAAUGUUAUGCAACUUUGAAGAAUUCUCCGACGGUUCAAAACACCAAAAACUCAAGAUCAAUAAUUUCAGAAACAUCGGCAAACGAAUCACUGGACCUAAACCAUCUUACGGAAACGCCAGUUCCAAAACUUAACGCUACAGCUUCAUUUGAAUCUACCAUAAACGAUUCUGUUUCGCAAAGUUCAAUGAAAGUUGUAGAAACACAAAUGGUCCAGAAUUUGACUGGCGAUAUAUGCUUAGCAUUUGGAACAAAUGAUGUCAGUGUGGGAUGCAUUUCGGAGACUAGCGUUUCACAUCCAGCUGUGCAGCCCACAGAUCGAUCAGUUGAAACAAAAAUUAAACUUUUUGAAAAUUCUGGUAAACAAUCGAGUCUUUUGGAUGUAUCCACCACCGUGCUAGAGGACAAAAUACUUUCAAUUUCUUCUUAUGCAAACACAUGUGUCACAGAAACUCUCGAUACAGAGCCACGCCUGACGACUCCAGCUAAGCUAAUAGAAACCACGACUUCAGAGUCGCCCGAGAUAACAAUUGGAACUAUUUUUGACACUCCAGCACGGCGAUCUACUUGGUGUUUAACAGAUAAUAAGCCCAAAAAUUCAACAAAAUCACCAAUUUCACAAGAAGAUACACACAAUGCCAGUCUAACAAAUCGUUCUCAAACAUCGGCUCAAGACAAUCACUUAUCACAUUUGGAUACUGCUUCACCCUCGAUACAAAUUGAUCCUCCAACUGGAAAUUCAGUUGAUGGUGGUGCGAUGAAUAUGAAUGAAUCGAUCAAUACAUUUGAUUCACAAGAGCAAAUUAAGUCGCUAAAUGCGGCAAUGCCAGACAACUCUAGCAACGUGGUUGAAAAACAAUUAGUGGAAAUGGCAAAUUCAGAAAAAAAUGUUACACCGGAAGUGGAUAGGAACUUGAAGACUUCAAGGCGUCAAUCCCGUUCUGUUGUGGAAGCGUUGUCCGUAAUCGAUGACUCCAUAAGUAUAAAUAUUUCAGGUGAAUUGUGCAAAACGAAUAAGCCUGUAAACGUUGAAUAUCAAACUUGUCAAAGUACACCUGAAUUUAUCACAAAAUCUAGCUUAAAGAAGCUGGAUGUUAGUUUAACUGGACUAUUUGAUACGCCUGUUAUGCAAAAACCUAGAUCACCUUUUAUGGAUUCGCACUUAAAAUGCAUUGAUAAUGUUUACGAUUCUUGUGAAGAAAAACGAGAAUCGCUGAAAUCUUCUAAACCUGGUACACCUGAUAUGAGUAUACCAAAUCUUUUCAAAACUCCUGUGCAAAAUGGCAGAUCAACAAGAAAAAAUAAAAAUAAUGAAGAUUGUAGCAAUCAAAAUUUAGAUGCACUCGAGUCUUUUGAACACGAAUCUGACGUUAAUAUUGCCAAUCUAUUUAAAACACCUGCGCGUGGUACAAGAUCUACAAUACAAAAUCAAAACACUGGAGAAUCUGGUAAUCGAAAAAUAAUGACGCUUGACUCCUCGAAACAUGAAACUUCGGAUAUUAGUGUAGCUCACUUGUUCAAAACACCAAUAAGAAGUAUCAAAGCUUCAAGUCAAAGAUCAAAUAUUGAAAAUUCUUACCAACAAGACUUAAAAGUGCUUGAAUCCUCAAAACAUGUUUCACCUGGUGACAGGUCUUCGCUCGAAUCGUCUAAGUAUGACUUCCCUAACAAAGUUAAAAAUCGGAUUGAAACACCUGCACAAAAUGACGAAACUACAAAACCAAAUCAAUAUAUUGAAGCCACCAUAAAGCAUGGAACACCUGUAAUAAAUGUCGCCAAUCUUUUCAAAACACCCUCACGAAGUAUCAGAGCUACAAGAAGAAGUCAAAAUGUUGAAUAUGACACCCCGGAUAUUGAUGUUGCGAAUUUGUUUAAAACUCCCGCGCAAAGUUUCACAGCUACUGAAAAUCAAAAUAUUAAUGAAUCUUGCCAUCAACCUGAAUCCGCGAACCCUGAAACUCCUGAUGUUAAUAUCAAAAAUCUAUUCCAAACUCCAACGCUGCAAAACACAACUAAAAGAACAAAUACUAUUCUUAAAAAUGAUCACGAUAAAAAGAUGGUGGCGCUCGAAUCCUCAAAGCUUGGUACACCAGAUAUCAAUAUCAAAAAUCUUUUUAAAACACCUGCGCGAAGUGGCAGAACUACAAGACAAAAUAAAAAUAUUUCAUCUGUGUCGAAUCAAACCGAAGAUCUUAAAAAUCAAUCAACGCCAGACAUAAAUUGCGCAGAACUGUUCAAAACGCCGUUGGUUGCAGAUGCAGGAAGCAGAGAACCAAGCGCUAUAAGGCGGACAAACGUUCAGCCUACGACACCAAAUGUUGAUAUUGCCGGCUUAUUCAACACCCCCGUUGGAAAUAAAAAUACAGUGCCUACAACUCUUUCCGAUGUGAGAAUUUCAGAAUUACUUCAAACGCCGUCUGCUGCUAAAUCACCCAAGCUGACCGUAAAUAUUGAGGAGAUAAGAGAACCUAUUUCAAAUGAAAUAAGCUCCGAAUCACAUCCGAGUGAUUCUAUGUGUCAAAGUUUAUUGAAGCAUAUUACUGAAAGGGUCACUAGCCUUGAGCACGAAAUUCAAAUAAUCGAAGAUGAUCCUUUGGAGUACAACACGUCAAAUAGUUUAACUUUGAAGUCAACACCAUUGCAAGCUGAAAUUGUUCAACCGGUUAUGUCUACUCCAGUUAUGAAGCGAAGACUUUACACUCGAAACGAUCCGGAUGAUAAAACACCGGACCAUGUAAAAUCAGUAGAAGUCAAACCAGUAAGCAGUACUGAAUAUCUGUUCAUUAUGGACCCAAAAGCACAAGCUAAUACUGAAAAACAAAAAGUUAAAAUGGCUCCCUCACAACAAGCGUCCGUCACAAAGCGGGAAAUGCCUUCUCGGGCAUCUCGUAGGAAUAUAAAAACACUGUCCGAAGAGGAACUCGCCGGAGCAUCGCCUGAACCGAAGUACGUUAAAGCUAAGUCUAGCCAAAAAAUAACGACGGUUCCACAUGCUGUGGAAUCUGUCUGCUCAACCAGUGCAUCCACAAUCACCUCCGAAGUGUUAGAUAACGAUGUACUCUUGCCUCAAACUAGUAACCGGAGAAAAGUAGCUUUCAACGAUCAUAUUGCUGUUAAAGAAAUUUGUUCACCAGCAAUUGUGGGCGAUAUUAUCAAAAACACACGUGGACGCAAAGACAAAAAUAUCACAGUGAAUGUAAUUGUGCACCAGAACGUCGACUCCAACAUCAAGCCUGCCACAAAACAGGCAAAAGCGCUCGUGGAGCACAAAUCUUCAAAAACCCAAGUUGCCGAGUGCGUUCAGACAAAAGGAAGGGAAAUUCCUUCAGACGAAAAACUUUCAUUAUUUUCCAUCAAUACAGAGAAUUCCAAGACUGUUCAAAACACCCAGUUGGAAACGCUUAAACAAGAUAAUAAAAAUUUAGAAUUCCAUGAACCUGAAGAACAUAUUUCCAAGCAAGAGAGACCUACUAGAUCCGCUAGAAGACCUCCGGCUAUUUCAUUAAAGAGUUCAGCGAAAAAUACUAAAUCGGUUUUCACUCGAGGGCGUCGAGCGGCGUCUAAAGUAACUGAUGGUGAUGAGCAGCCCAUUGAAAUUAUUAAUGAUAUUCUUAAUGUGGCUAAUGAUGAUGAUCAAAUGGACGGCACUCACAAAAUGAUUGAAGAAAGUAGAUCAAAAACUAAUACUACCAUGGCUGGAACAGAGGAUAGCUCACAAAAUGAUUCAAUUUUAGAAUCGGUAUCUUCGAAUGUUUAUAAUCAUGAACAGCCGAAGCGUUCAAGAACCAAUGUCAAUAAAAAAAGUGAACAAAAAAACAUUGAUCCUGCGAAUGCUUUAUCUUCUGCCGAAGAACAUGAAAAUAUUCCACCAGCUAAGAAACCAAGGCGUGGUCGUCCUGCGAAGAACGCUGCUAUGAAAAAUAUUAUUUCCAAUAAUUACAAUUAUUCAAAUGAAACUAUACCAUCUGACACGCCGAAAAAUGAAAACAAAACUAUUCAUUCGGAAUCUAUUACAAAAAAAUGCACUGUUUCUGAGGAAAUUUUCCUUGAAAUUAAGAAACCUCGCAGCCGCCGAGGGAAAAACAAUAAAGAUGAUAGCAAUGAAUUUACUAAAUAUGAAAAUGCAAACAAAAUAAAACAUCAGGAUAUUGUAGAAAGUGCUACCAAAAAUGAAACCAAGCAAAACAUCGCUGUUCCUGAAACAAAUUCAACAGAAGAGAAACAAAUUCUAGAGAAAACUCAUCAAGUUGAUCGAAACGACAAAAGGGCUGAAGGCAGCGAUUCGGGAGAAGAUAAAGUCACUAGUUCAACUGUUGAGGCUACUAAAACUGCUAAACGCAAAGCGAAAAACGCCAAGGAAGAAUGUUUAACUCAAGAUAGCAUUGUGCAUGCCGCGGACUCUACCACUAAUCAGGAUUAUUUUGUAAAUCCAAAUCCAGUGAAAAACACACGUGGCCGUACUCGUAAGCAAGUGACCGUCGAAUCAGAUCAAUCAAAAGACAAGUUACAAUCUGAAUGCCAAGUAACUGAUGAAAGUUCGAUCAAAGCUGUACCCGCAGAAAAGAAACGAACUAGAAAAAAUCCAGCUAAAGUUGAGAUAAUUCCGGAAGAGUCUCUAAAUGAAUCACAUUUCAUUAAAACUCUGCUACCGAAUUCGCAUAUGUCUACUCCUCUAUCAAAGGAUAAAGUGUCUGAUGGAAAAAAUGUCCAAAUCCGUCGGGGUCGACGAAAGGCUGAAGUUCCAAAUCCACCGCUACCGGAAAACAUAACAAGUCCAGCAAAAGAUCAAAACCAAACGAAAGACAUGUUUGAUAGUACUCCCGUUUCGAAAAAAACAAGUAGAAAAAAUAAUACGGUUCACAAAAAGCAAAAUUCCGCUAGAAACUCACAACACCUUGAUGAUGUACCUGAAAUUCAAAUGGAAGAAAUUAAGAAAAAAUCUACAAGAGUUACUAAAGGUCGAAGGAAUCUACCGAAAGAAUCUGUCUCUUCGAAAGAUUUACCCUCAACUACCGAGAAAUCACCAGCUAAAUCCAACAGCUCGCCCAAAGUUUCCAAGAGAACGCGAAAAUUACCAGCCAAGCUUCAGGAAUCGGAGAGAACAUCUCCCGAAAAAGUUGAACCAACUCGCAGUCGUCGUAAUUUGAAGAAUAAUGCGAAAUUAGAAUCGGAACCUAGUGAUCUACUCUCAGAAGUUUCAGCAAAACGAAUUCACACUGUUGCUUUAUCCAGUACGGAUGACGAAAUGGUGGAAACUCAAGAACAACCAGUGAAACGUGUUAAAAAAUCGAAAAAUGUUUCCAACCCUAUCUCAGUAAUUGAAAAUCCAGGUGUUGAAAACAUGGAAGAAACGAAACCUCCUAAACGGCGAACAGUUAAGCGGGCGGUAGCCGCAGAAGAAACAACCGAUGACAACGAAAACCACACUGAAAACAAUAAAGCCCGUAAGCGACCAGUGCGAACCAGGAAGUGAUUCGGAAAGCGGCUGUAGUGUGAAGAAAUACUGUAGUAAGAAAAAGUUUUAUUUGUUCACUUUAACGAACACUAUUGGACUACAUAUUUCAGGACUAAUAUUUCUUUUUGAAUUUUGUUUGCUGUAGUUUGAAUUUGAUGUGAUUUGACAAGUAUAAGUUGCCGUAUCUUUUAGAUUAAGUUUUUUUUUAAAUAAUGGAUAAAUAUAAUUGAAACUAUGGAAUAAGCAAUUUCAGUACCGUA